Durusdinium trenchii is the source of this 576-nucleotide messenger RNA. NCBI's taxonomy places the organism in Eukaryota, Dinophyceae, Suessiales, Symbiodiniaceae. The record is from the annotation of a GenBank genome assembly.
AUGAAAUUCCAGAAGAGCACCGCUCCUCUGUUGGAUUGGAGUGCUGUCAGCUCGCGCCGAGAGUUCACCCCGCAUCCGCUCGGGGACAACAAGGUGAACGCCAUGCUGGCGGCCAGCUUCAAGGCCGGCUGGAAGGGCGGCGCCGCCACCAGCGAAGCGGAGAUCAAUGGGAACACCUCCUAUCAGGAUGCCUUCACAGGCUACCGGGGGGAUCGCUUGAAAUCCGCGAAGAUGAAGAGCGCCAAGCCCAAAAGCGGCCGGACCCGCACCAUCACAGGGAUGACUGACCUCCUAGAGACUCGUCCCCUAUCACACGUCAGCUUCCACGCGCAUCCGCAAGACCUGGCCAAAGCAGGGACCAUCCUGCUUCCCAAGCCAAAUCUUGGCUUCAUCUCCAAGUGGGAAGGUCCUCCAGAGAAGAGCAGUUACGUCUCGGAGUUCGCGCCCAAGCGAACCAACUCCACGCCCUUGAUGAAUAUUGCCAUGCUGGAGCUGGGCCGCAGCGACGACUUGCUGCCGCCGGAUCAUGAGUGCUUCUACCGAAGGCGGAACAACUACAUGAGUCCUGGCCAGUAA